This is a messenger RNA of Aspergillus alliaceus, 720 nucleotides long. RefSeq lists its product as uncharacterized. Bases 1 to 720 code for a protein of 239 amino acids. The record is from RefSeq and is a predicted model, not a curated record. NCBI's taxonomy places the organism in Eukaryota, Fungi, Ascomycota, Eurotiomycetes, Eurotiales, Aspergillaceae. The transcript has a single exon.
AUGAAUAACCCCAACGAAUAUCGCCCCGAACGGCCGUCAAAACGGGACCCCGCUACGGAUACAUUUUUGAACCAGGCUGACGAACUAGAACGGCUCCUUCAAAAGAAUAGAUUUAAAAUAUGGGGCUUUGUGAUUUAUCGCUGCACAUAUCAAAGUGACUCUGACUGGGAAAAGUUUAUGGCUCGCUUUCUACACCAUGUUACUAAAUCACUUGAAUUCUAUAAUGGUCUGGAUCUCUUAGACAGCUUUGCCCCUACUGUCUUUGAAGACCGAUCCUUUAAUGGUGUGAGCACUGCUUUUCUGCGUAAGCAUUUCCAAGAGUGGGCUGUGACAGCGCCAGAAAAAGAACAGGGCGUCGAUAAUACUUGCUUCCCAGAAUCAGGUCGGUAUCGGUUCUUUAUUAUGGUGGACCAGGAGGCUUUAGAGUCAGUUCUGGGCGCGCCUGAUCUGGAAGACAGUAAUAAAUAUGGAUUUGUCCGUCUGGUUAAUGGGUUUUGGGAGCCGCAGGAACUGGAUGAGGAUGAAUUAGCAGCAUAUGGGGUAUCUAGCCAAUCAGAGAUUAAACAGUAUGAGCCUCUGGAGGGAUGUACUUUGGAGGAUGUCGGCUGGAUGAAAGUGCUUUAUGAUGAGGCAGAGACAUGGGCAUUCCUACAUGUCUGUGAUACCUUUGACUGGUUGACAUAUUACAAGCGUCCUCCGGGUAUUCAGAAAUAUAUCUAG